Bombus terrestris (buff-tailed bumblebee) is the source of this 767-nucleotide messenger RNA. Its product is annotated as inducible metalloproteinase inhibitor protein. The record is from RefSeq and is a predicted model, not a curated record. The coding region runs from base 107 to 424 and encodes 105 amino acids. The transcript is spliced from 3 exons. NCBI's taxonomy places the organism in Eukaryota, Metazoa, Arthropoda, Insecta, Hymenoptera, Apidae.
CAUAUAUGUAACGUGUAUUAUAUUACGUAUAUAAGCUGUCAUUGUCGCCUGUAUUCGCCAGUUCUGACCAGACCACUAACAAACUAACGGUACAUAUUUCGCUAACAUGUUUCGAUUCGUUUGUGUAUUGUUCAUCGCCUUAGUGGUGUUUUGUACCGCUACAUCCGCUGGAAAACUAGUCUGUAACAGGCCAAACGAGGAAUAUCGUUGUGGAUCGGCCUGUCAAACAACUUGCGCUACUUUAGGUCAACGUUGUCCCAUUAUGAAUAUCAGAUGUAACGAUGCCUGUUAUUGCAAAGAAGGAUACGCUAGAUAUGGCGGUGAUACUGGCAUGUGUGUUUCCAUAAGCAAGUGUAAUAGCAAACGUUCGGCGAUCGCUCAGAUUUUACGAUCGAAACAACUCUCUAAAAAUUCUGGCGUUUAAUAGUGGCACUUACAGGAACACAUACAGGAACCAUCAUCGUUGAUUUUCUAUCUAGUAAAAAUGUAGAUAACACGGUGCUGAACUUUCCUCUACAUAUUUUCUUGUUCCUCGAGUGUGAAGUUCGAUUUGUUAUAAAAAUAAGAAAGCGUCAUCGUGCGAUAGACGUAAAGUAUUGAAUAAAAGUACAAAUGUUGGCUCCUUUCGCGAAACUCUUUUCGUCACGAAAAAUUUUUAAUUUCUUGAUUACAUAUAUUAUUUUAAUAGUUCCAUCUUCCAAUUAACGGACAUUCGAAUUAUUUUUAUUUUAUUUGUAUUAAAAUAAAAAAUGGAUUAAAAAAUCAAA